GAUAGGUGAGAAUAAAUGAGGAAACAAGAGAGUACGCAGUAAGUGUGGCGGUGUGUGGCAACGGCGCCCCACUCCCUGUGCUGCUCGGCUCGCCGCUCACCUGUGCCCAACAACUCUGCCAAAACAUUACGAAUUACACACAUCUAGCAGUGGAUCAUAAAUAUUCCACAAUGGUGGACUACUACAAAAUACUAGAGGUGAGCAGAAAUUCUUCCAUAGCAGAAAUUAAGAAGGCUUACAGACGUUUGGCAUUGAAGUGGCACCCUGACAAGAAUCCUGAGAACCAGGAUGAUGCCACAAAAAAGUUCAAGGAAAUAUCGGAAGCAUAUGAGGUACUCAGUGACGAAAAGAAGAGAAAGAUUUAUGACCAGUUUGGUAAAGAGGGGCUUCAAACGGGCAGUGGUCCUGGACCUACUAGGCCACGUUCUUCUCGAUCUGCACGGCAUCACUACAGAUUCGAAGAGGACUUUGAUUAUACUUUCCCUACAUUUACAUUUAGAGAUCCUGAAGAAGUGUUCCGUGAAUUCUUUGGGGGAGAUCCUUUUGCAGAAUUGUUCAAUUUUGAUCCAUUUGAUCCACUUGGGCACAAUGCAAAUCGCCGUCGUCGACAAGGUAGACAGCGAGGCGGCCAUCAGCAAGGAGCAGCAGCACAUGUCAGUAACCAGAAUUCCAUCAGCAAUCAUUUCUUUUCUCCUUUUGGCCCACUGUUUGGUCCACCCAUGUUCUCACCUUUCUCAGGUCUUGAAGGAAUUGAAGGUGGUGGCAGCUUCACCUCUUUCUCUUCUCAUGCAUUUUCCACUAUGGGAGGCCCUGGUGUGAAGCGUUCAUCAACCUCAACUAAGUUUGUCAAUGGGAAAAAAAUUACAACCAAGAAGGUAUCUGAAGGUGGCCAAGAAACAGUUAUGACCUUUGAAAAUGAUGUUCUGAAAUCCAAAACAGUCAAUGGUGUACCACAAGCCUUACAGUAUUAAGGUUACAAGACAAAGCUGUAGGCUGUGAAAGUGAAAAUCUUACACCAGAUCUUUAUAAAAGACUGGAGAGAUUAUAAUUCUUGAUGAUUGGUAAGAUGCUGAUCUUUGAGAGAUUGGAGAAAUGCUGACUCUAGCUGACUGAGCAAAUACUUUUGUGUUCUUGGUAAGAAUGCUUACUUUGUUCAUUGGUAGAAGUUGGUUAAGAAUGGUGAAAGAAUGUGGUGUGUACAUUGUCUUUUAAGUUAUUAAUUUUGCUCUGCAAAUAUUAAGAAAAUGUACUUCUACUGCAACUUCUGUAAACUAUAGUUAUGAGCAGUUUUUUUUUCAAUGAGUUGUACUUAAAAACUGUUCUAGCUAGGGGGAAUCAUGAUUAUUUAUCACUUCGUCGUGUGUAAUAACCAGAUGAAUAGACUUCUUUCAAAGAGAAUUUGUGGAAGGGUAUAAUGGUACACUCAUCUUGCCAUUAUGUUUCUUAGGUACGAGUUUAUUUCUGUAAUGGUUUUUCAGAUAUGUGGUCAAGCUAUCCUUGAAUGAAUUCUUCAAAAUAGUUUUACCUUCAUUGCAAAUGUAUACUGUACAUAUAUAAGAGGGAGCACUUUAUUUUAUUUUUUUAGGUAUACUGUACACAAAAAUAUUUUGCCCUGAAAUUUUUCCCAGAGACCCUAAGGCAUAGCAAAGUCCAGAUUGCAUUACAAUUAUAUUUUUGCUAUUUUUUGAAGCAAGGUAAUUAUUGCUUAUUUAAACUGUGAUCUUUUGCGUUUCUCAUUUUCUUUGUCAUGCUGAUUUUCAUGAUGGUCAAGCUGAUUUUUUAUGGUUAUGCCAAUUGUCUUUUGAAUUGCAGGAUGCUUGAAAUGUGAAACACAUUUUAUCAUAAAUACUAUAUAUAAAGUCUAUCUUAGUUUUGCACAAAUGUGUAAUCUAUGUUUUCUUGCUCAGGAGUACAUUGUUUCAAAUGUGAUAAUUUUUGUUAGUAUUAUGUGAGAGAGAACUAGUAUUAGUCAUAUCACUAGCUUCCCCACAGUAGGCAUAAGAUUUGAAUCGGUGUUCAAUCUAGACUUAGCAUUGUGCUUGUUAAGUAUUUACAUACCUGCAACUUAAGCCAGUUUGGUAGUUGUUGGUGUUCAGAGACAAGACUGAAUACUUAUUUGAUCACUUUUAGUACUAAGUAAGGGAUUGUCUUCUGCCCAACUGUCAGUGCAAAGAAUACUGAUUUUGUAGGCCUGAGCACAUUAUGAAGAUAGUGCUGUGCUUAGUUGAGAGCAUCUAGUUUGAGAUAAGAAAAUCUCUCUUAGAUCAUUAAGAUGCUAAAUCACAAAGGAUUAAGAAUUAGAAUUCCUAAACUGAAGUAAAGUUAGUUUUACUUUAGUUUUAUGUAGAACCUUGGAACUUUGAACACUAACGUUAAAUUGGCUCUGGCCAAGGUUAGAUUUUUUUUAUUUUUCUUCAUUGAAUAGUAUGCAAAGAUCAGAAUCCUAUAGAAAUAGAUUGCAUUUUAGAGUUAAAAAAUCCUUAUUAUAUUUUUGUAUAUACAGUAUAAAAUUGUGAGCUGAACAAUUCUUUAAUGGAAAGGUAUUUUUGCUGGAUGGGAACAAGUGGAAUGUCAAGAACAGUCAACCAAGUAAUAAGCAGGUUACUUGGUAGUUUAUGUUCUAGGACAAUUCUCUUGCUAGAUGGAUCAUCAGAAUACAAGUAUUGUAUUUGCAGCAAUGUGACAAUUUAUGACUGAUAUUUUGUGAGGGAACAGUGUGAUGUAUUAAUAUUUCUUUUCUUUGUUUUCCUUAUCACAUUGAUGUAAUUAAUCUCUUAAUAAUACCUGAUAAUGUACCAUAUAUAUUUGAGCAUAUAUUUUUUUCUAUUCAAGAGAGGGAUAUAGGCAUUCUGAUCUCAUUGCACAUUGUCUAGAACCAUGGCCUAGAGCAUACUGUCCAAUGUGUGUUGUUAAUUCUCUUGAGACUGCAGUGUCAGUGUCUUGGUGGAGAAGCAUUGCACUUGCCAAAGAUGAAGGAUUUGUAUUGCUUAUGCAGUGUGAAUCAAAAGUUUAAAGGUUAUCUUAUUUCCCAACUUCAGGUGACCCAUUUUUAUCUUGUAUUUUAGCAGGAACAUUUUUGAAUGACCUAAAAUGGUGGUGAUGGCAGCAUUGGUGUAGCAAUGUGUUGAUGUAAAGAGUUGUGGGCAUAAGUGUUACACAAAACUAGUUUGUUAAUAUGUACGGUAAAAGUUUACCUGUUUGCAGUUUCUGCAAGAGGAAAUUUUUGGCAACAGGCUUGGCUUGCCUCGCUUUCAAAAUGUUAACAGUUUAAGAGCUGUUAACAGUUUGAGAAUUAUUAAUUGUACAUUUUGGAAAGUUUAGGCCUGUUUACUUUAUAUCGGUUAACUAGUAAAAAAAAUAGGAAUACCUGUUAAAUUGUAGCUUCCUAUGGUGUUGACUUUUUUUUUUUUUAUAUAUAUAUAUUAAAACCUCGAGCAAGUUAACACUAGUAUUGAUUAUAUUCUAAAAAUGUGUAGCAUCAGGAUCCAUUUGUUUCUUAGCAGUGAAGUUGUGUAUUGUAUUUGAUAUCUAAUUUAUGCUGAUUUAUAUAUAAUUUAUCCUGGUUUCAUUCUUAAAACCUUUGAUUUCAUCUGGGAAUGACACUCGGCUGUUAAUUAUACUAAUAAUGUACUUAAUGCCAAACUAACACUCGUUACAUAUUCUGGAUAUUCUGGUGUCAUUAAAUGCUUUUCAUUCACCUGGGCUCCAGGAGACUCGAACCAUGGACCCCACGGUCUCCUAGAACUAUGGACCCCACGGUCUCCUAGAACUAUGGACCCCACGGUCUCCUAGAACUAUGGACCCCACGGUCUCCUAGAACUAUGGACCCCACGGUCUCCUAGAACCAUGGACCCCACGGUCUCCUAGAACCAUGGACCCCACGGUCUCCUAGAACCAUGGACCCCACGGUCUCCUAGAACCAUGGACCCCACGGUCUCCUAGAACCAUGGACCCCACGGUCUCCUAGAACCAUGGACCCCACGGUCUCCUAGAACCAUGGACCCCACGGUCUCCUAGAACCAUGGACCCCACGGUCUCCUAGAACCAUGGACCCCACGGUCUCCUAGAACCAUGGACCCCACGGUCUCCUAGAACCAUGGACCCCACGGUCUCCUAGAACCAUGGACCCCACGGUCUCCUAGAACCCAGGUGAAUGAAGGGUUUAUUUCCACGGACGUGUGGAUGACAAAUUAAAUGCUUUACUAACAGGCACUCUCUAUUUUAAGUUCUUGGAAUGCUUAAUGACUCCAGAAUAACACGAAGUGAACAGCUGUUAGUAGGCAAGUGCCCAAUAAAUGUGGGAGUGUAUCUUCUCGCAUACAACUAUUGCAUAUCCAUUUCAUCUGAUAAGCAUUGUAAGUUUUAGCAGCUUUCCUUGGACUGGAAACAAGUUAACUACUGUAAACAAAAUCCAGUUGUUUUCAAUGGCAUUGGAUUUUUUAAUGUGAAGACAGUUAUGGAUGUGAAUAACCAAUUUAUAUUGUACUACAAGGUACCCAAAGGUGACUUGCACCCAUUCAAGAUGGCUUAACCUUGCUUUGAUUGUAUAUGUAAUAUUUAUGUAAACUAUGAAUAAUAAAGUGUUUAUAAUCUUUACUUAUA
Procambarus clarkii (red swamp crayfish) is the source of this 4602-nucleotide messenger RNA. RefSeq names its product DnaJ heat shock protein family (Hsp40) member B6 mrj (gene mrj). The record is from RefSeq and is a predicted model, not a curated record. Lineage: Eukaryota; Metazoa; Arthropoda; Malacostraca; Decapoda; Cambaridae. Gene Ontology annotation, molecular function: Hsp70 protein binding.